AUGGCAGGGCGCCCAUCCCGACCCAGUGGCCAACCCCAGUCCAGUAAGGUGAGCCAGUUUAAAUUGGUUCUACUGGGGGAGACAUCAGUGGGGAAGUCCAGCCUGCUUCUGCAGUUUGUCAAAGGCCAGUACCAGGACUUUGGGGAGAGCACCAUUGGGGGUAGAGUACCAACCACACACCAGAAUACUCUCCUCUGUAGAUCAAUAGAACUUCUUCUUCAGGUCAUUUUUUCCCAGACGCUUACAUCUGGUCAUCUGACCUCCUCCUUUCUGUUGUUUGUCCAUAUGAUAACCUUUUCCACAGAGACUUGUUCACAUUUUGCACACUUUUCCUCUCUAUCAUUCUUUUCUAUCUGACCCACAAGGUUUUAUUUUUUUCCUCAAUCUACGUACCCGUCAACUCCUCCUCUCAUUACUAUUUUGUAGGCUAAAGCAUCUCCCAUGUUCUCUUCUCUCAGCUGCCUUUCUGACUCAGAUGGUGAGUGUGGACAGUGCCAUGGUGAAGUUUGAGAUCUGGGACACGGCUGGUCAGGAGCGCUACCACAGCCUGGCACCCAUGUACUACAGAGGAGCUCAGGCAGCCAUAGUGGUCUAUGACAUCACCAACACAGUAUGAACAUCUUAGAUUAUAACAUAUCCCUCUCCUUUAUCAAAUGCUCCGUCUCCCCCUUUAUCUAACUCUCUCUCUCUUUCAUCCCCAUUUCUCCUUCCUGCAUAAUGACUCCUAUCUUUUCCCUGUUAAUUUCCCCAUCUCUUCACUUUUCCUCUCACUUUUUCCACUCAUAUGUAGUGAAGUCAUUCACCAACAAUGCUUAGCGUCUGUUAAUAAUUCUCGCCAGAAAUUUCGCAGAUAUUCUGCAUUUACACUAUACCACUUCUGCAGAAGUUUGAGCCAGAUGUUUGAGAAGGACAUGCAUUUCAGUCUAGUACAUUUUCCCUGUUCCUUCUGGCCAUAUCUCAUCUUUAUUUUCUACUCUGGAUAGGAGACCUUUGUACGAGCCAAAGCCUGGGUGAGCGAGCUCCAGAAACAAGCCAGUACAAACAUGGUGAUAGCCUUAGCGGGCAACAAGGCCGAUUGGUCUGCUAACAGAGCGGUGGAGUAUACGGUAGGCUCCUGUGUGUAUACCUCACACCCAAGAUAGCCAGAUGCUUGCGCAGUGAUGUGUGUGUAGCAGGUCUACAUGUAUGUGGUGUUUUUUCAGGAUGGUCAGGGUUAUGCUGCUGACAACAGUCUUCUCUUCAUGGAGACCUCUGCCAAGACAGCCAUGAAUGUCAACAACCUCUUCCUGGCCAUAGGUGAGUCACAUCUGACAUGCCAUCAUCCAAAUUCAUAGGGUUGAAAUGGGCUGUUGGAGAUGACACUGUGACUUUCUUUCUCGAGGGCUUCCAUAUUUAAUGUUAUGUACUCAAUGUUAUCAGUCAAAACUAAUCAAAACAUAAUUCCUAACAGAGCAUUUGUUUUUGCUAUGAAUAGUUUACUCCUCACCAUGACACCUCUAAGGGUUUGUCCCUCUGUGUCCACAAGAGGGUGAUAAAACCUCACUGUACACACAAAUAUGAACAGCGAUCACCUUGUUUAUACCGUUGCCAUCUCAACUAUAAGCAACACAUACUAUAAUUGUUCUAUGUGGUCCUCUAUGUUGAUAUACAGUACCAUGAUUUGUUGUCUCUCUUUUUUCUAGCCAAGAAACUGCCCAAGAGUGAGCCACUGGGUGGAGUAGCUGGUAGUGCUGGGGUUCGAGGAGGACCUCCAGUGGACCUCAGACAGCCUACCCAGACCAGCCCAGCCCAGUGCUGUGGAAACUGA
Molecule: messenger RNA, 1807 nt
Organism: Coregonus sp. 'balchen'
Lineage: Eukaryota; Metazoa; Chordata; Actinopteri; Salmoniformes; Salmonidae
Source: the annotation of a GenBank genome assembly